Messenger RNA from Scatophagus argus, 5186 nucleotides. RefSeq names its product Scm like with four mbt domains 1 (gene sfmbt1). The record is from RefSeq and is a predicted model, not a curated record. NCBI's taxonomy places the organism in Eukaryota, Metazoa, Chordata, Actinopteri, Scatophagidae. Gene Ontology annotation, biological process: regulation of DNA-templated transcription. Gene Ontology annotation, molecular function: transcription corepressor activity; histone binding. The coding region runs from base 965 to 3565 and encodes 866 amino acids. Gene Ontology annotation, cellular component: nucleus. The transcript is spliced from 21 exons.
CAAAAAGAUGAGUCGGGUUCGGUCGAGUGUAAGCGCCCUUAUUGCUCGUCAGCCUGCUCUUAUUGCUCAAGCUGUGACGUUCCGUAACUUGACUCGGACACAGGCGAUUUUACCAUGUGUCCAGCGGGUCCCACACGGUCGUUAUGCACCCAGGACCGCGUGUUUAUUUAUUAUUCAGCAAUUUAAUAAUUUUCUGAAUCGCUAUUAUUCAUGUUCUCCUCAGAGUGAAAGUUAGACCGUCGGCGUACAUAGUCUCUCUCUCUGCAAAGCCGUUGCGUUAAUGGCCCAUCUCUGUUUCUGAAUGCUGCGGUUAGUCCGUUCAGGCAGUGCAACCUUAAGCUACCAGUUCAAGGAUUGUGUGGAAAUUUCCAGUGAUUUGCCCCCGAGUAACUCCGUAUAUUUAUAAUGUCGUAUCCUUACAUAAUGAAGGUUGCACGACCUUAGCCGAUUUCGGCGUAAGCUCUCAGCAAAACAGCUAAAUCAACUCGUCGGUUUGUAAGUGCUACUCGCUUCGGUCUGAUAUUUACCAGCUGAUGAAGAGAGAGGAAGAUGCUCAGGAGGCUGUCAUUUUUUUGUCAAAUUGCACGUUGACUUAUUGCAGCCUUUUUUUUUUUUCUUCUGGCUCUCAACUUCCCCAUUGUGCAACUUGAGUGAUCCACUGGCAGCGCUGCUCCGGUUGACGUGCCGCUGUGCAACGGCAACGAGCAACAUUAUUACAACCGAAUGAAUAAACAGCGUUGUUGUUUUUAUGCGUGCCGUGUUAGAGGCAAAUGUGGAUUUGUGUUUCUAGCACCCUGUUUGGUCGGAAGUUAGAGCAGGACGUCGACCAGCUGACAGAACUAGUUUGACAGAGCCCGUGGAUUACCAGCCACUGAGCAGGCCGACUCCUAUUGCUUGGUCCUCAGGGCGACCCUUUGUUGGCAAGCAUAAUAGCUCCUAGUUUUGGCCUUGAGGGGGCACCAGCAUGAGUCAGGAGUCACUGGAGUCUGAUGGAGACUCUGCUCAGGAUGUUUCUGACUUCAACUGGGAUGACUACCUGGAGGAGACUGGAGCCUUGUCUGUGCCCCAUCAUGCCUUCAAACAUGUGGACCAGGGCCUACAGACAGGACUGACCCCAGGCAUGAAGCUGGAGGUGUGUGUGCGCUCAGAGACCGACAAUCCUUACUGGGUGGCCAACAUCAUCACCACAUGUGGCCAGCUGCUGCUGCUACGCUAUGAAGGAUACCUGGAUGACCGGCGUGCUGACUUCUGGUGUGACAUCAUGACGGCCGACCUCCACCCACUGGGAUGGAGCCGCCAGCAUGGGAAAACCAUGAGGGCUCCUGAGGGUGUGCGUGAGAAGCACCAGGACUGGGAGGCUCUGCUGGAAAAGGCCUUGGCUGAGGAGUGCAGCGCGCCUGCCAACCUGCUGGAAUUGCCCCAGCGUGGAAGAGACCCAGUGGAGCUCUUAUGCGCAGGCUGCUACGUGGAGCUCCAGGACAGCGUUGACCCGGGGCUGGCCUGGGCUGCCGAAGUAGAGGAAAAUGUCGGAGGAAGGCUGAAGCUGCGGCUGGUAGGCACAGAGGGCCUCCCAGACACACCCGCAACCCUCUGGCUCUUUUACCUCCACCCACGCCUCCACCCACCCGGCUGGGCCAAAGAGCACGGCUGCACCCUCAGGCCUCCCACAGAGCUGCUGGCCCUGCGGACAGAGGAAGAGUGGGAGGAGGUGAGACAGAGGAUCAGUGACCUGCCUCAGGAUGAAGCUCUGACUGCAGAGUUCAAUAAGGAUCAGCCUGCCGUCGCUUCUCAUUGUUUCAAGGAAGGGAUGAAACUGGAGGCUGUCGACCCUGCUGCUCCUAUUUCCAUCAGGCCUGCAACUGUCACCAAGGUGUUCAAUGAGCAGUACUUUCUGGUGACCAUGGACGACCUUUGUGGUAUUGAAGAAUCAGAAGGCGCUGGGAGGUCUUUUUUGUGUCACAGAGGCAGUCCAGGGAUCUUCCCUGCUCAGUGGAGCCUCAAAAAUGGACUCCCACUCAGUCCCCCACCAGGAUACCAGGGUCCAGACUUUGACUGGGCAGAUUACCUGAAACAGUGCGAGGCCGAGGCAGCUCCCCAGCACUGUUUCCCAACUGAGCAGAGCGACCACAGCUUCAAAGAGGCCAUGAAACUGGAGGCCGUCAACCCGCUGUCACCCGAAAACAUUCACGUGGCAACUGUCGCCAGGGUCAAAGGACAAUACAUUUGGCUCAGCCUGGAAGGACUGAAGCAGCCCAUGCCGGAGCUCAUAGUUCAUGUGGACUCCCUCGAUAUCUUUCCUGUCAGCUGGUGUGAGACAAACGGUUAUCCACUCGUCUACCCCAUCAAACCCUCAGUUGAAAAAGAGAGGAAGAUUGCUGUGGUGCAGCCUGAGAAACACCGAACUCCACCAAAGUCCUCGUCACCUGACGCUGUCAAGCAGCAGAUGCCCAGCCAGUCAGAGACAGGACAGGGCAAUGGGAAAUACUGCUGUCCCAAGAUCUACUUCAAUCACCGUUGCUUUUCUGGGCCUUACCUUAACAAGGGACGCAUUGCGGAGCUGCCUCAGUUCAUUGGCCCUGGAAACUGUGUCCUUGUGCUCAAAGAGGUAUUGACUCUGCUGAUAAAUUCGGCAUACAAGCCCAGCCGAGUGCUGAGAGAGCUGCAGCUGGACCAGGAGAGCCGCUGGCAAGGCCAUGGAGAGACACUCAAAGCCAAGUACAAGGGAAAGAGUUACCGGGCCACUGUGGAAAUUGUCCGCACUGCAGACCGUGUGGCGGACUUCUGCAGGAAAACCUGCAUCAAGCUAGAAUGCUGCCCAAAUCUGUUUGGACCUCGCAUGGUUCUGGACCACUGUUCUGAGAACUGCUCUGUCCUCACCAAGACCAAAUACACAUAUUACUAUGGAAAGAAGAAGAGUAAACGUGUUGGCCGUCCACCCGGGGGCCACUCCAACCUGGAGGGUGGAGUGAAGAGAAGAGGGAGGAGGAGGAAGAGGAGGAAGCAGCUCUUUGUCCAUAAGAAGAGACGCUCCUCAGCUUCAGUGGACAACACGCCUGCUGGGUCUCCACAGGGAAGUGGAGAGGAAGAAGAUCUGGAUGAAGACGAUUCUCUGAGUGAAGAUUCCGGCUCAGAGCUGCAAGAUGAUCUCCAGGACGAUUCUGAACAAUCGGUUGGGAAGUCCCAGCCGACCACCCCAUCCCCCUCCCCACCGGCGACACCAAGGCCAACGCGCCGGCGCCGGAAACCCCGCUCACCUUCAUUCUCUGAUGAUGAGAACCGCCCUCCAUCACCAAAGACCUCAAAGACUGAGCCUCCUCAGAAGUUGUGUUUGGACACCAGCCCGCUGGAGUGGAGCGUUACCGAUGUGGUUCGCUUCAUCAGGACCACUGACUGUGCACCUCUUGCACGGAUUUUCCUGGAUCAGGAGAUUGAUGGACAGGCACUGCUGCUGCUGAACCUCCCAACAGUGCAAGAGUGUAUGGACCUGAAGCUGGGACCGGCUAUUAAGCUGUGCCACCACAUUGAGAGGGUCAAGCUGGCAUUUUAUCAGCAGUUUGCCACGUAGCUGGCGGAGAAUGAACAUGGACUCGAGUACAUCCUGUUCUGUGUAUUGAUCCUGUGAAAAACACUGUAUUUUCCCAUUCUGACUUUUCUAACACUGGACAUCCUUUUAGAAUCCUGCGUAUGCCACAUCGUCUCGGACAAACAGGAACAUGAGAUGGACAAAAGCAAAAUUUUCCGAUCAUUGGAAAAGAACAAAGAAGAUGAGCUAUAUAAAGUCUAAAUUCAUUCAGAGACACAGGGUAGGAAUUAGAGACUGAAAAAUUCAAGGCACUUUAAUAUUACAAAUAAGUGUAAAAGCCUUUAUUGAUUCCACUUCGUUUUGCCACAAAAAAAUAAAAGAAAACAGCAAGCUAUCAUCAAGGACUUGCUUUCAAGCUGCAAGGGGUUGUGUUUUAGCUAUGUUCUAAUAAAGGCUUCUUAACUUAUUUGUGUCUUCAGAGUGCCUGGAACUCUUCUCUUCUAAUUCCUCUCAGUAUGGGGAAGAGUGACUGAGCACCAGUGUUAUAAACCCAUCUCUCUGUUGUUUACAUUCAUGAUUUUCAGCCUGUUCUGCCGUCUCAAAAAGAGAACGCCACUGAAUUACAGCUUUUACGUGUCACAUCAUACUAGUUUGCUUUUAUCUGCUGCAGUCAAACGUGGUGACUCUCACACUGAAGUCUAAUUUUACGGAAAAGAUGCUCAACAGUAUUGGCGUGGUCGAGUGCACACGUGGUAUAUGACUGCCCACUUACAUUGAAGCACUUAGAAGCACUGUUUUUCCACUGCAAAAGCGCCUAGAUGUAACUUGGAGUACCAACAGAUUGGGAUUGUUUGUCUCAUGGUUUGUAGAGACUCGCUUAAAAUAUCCUGAAGAGAUCAUUUGGCCCAUUAAUUAAGCAAAAAUAAAUUGCACACAAUUAAAUGUAAAAACUAGGGGUAAUAUUAAAGUAGAUGUACUGAUGAUAGAUUUAAAAGAGUCACAGCAAGCUACAAUGAAAUGAAUUGAGUGAGUUGUUGUAAUUUGAUUGUAGUGUGAACAGCAGAUAUGUGUACGGUACUAACGCCAUUUGCAAAUGUUAUCCAGCAAGAAAUCUGCUCAAAAACUGCUAUUAAGGGGGGUUUUCAUUUUUUAGUUCAAGCUUCUACAGCAAGCAAGAGCAGUUUACAGUGCAAGGAUUCUGUAAUGCAAGCACAAGCAAAACCAUGCACUGUAUGGUGGCAUGCAAAUAUGACGGUGCAUGUUUGUAUAUAGUGUAUAUAACUAAAUAUCUUCUAGAACAACAGGGUGAAAGAAAAAAAAUCUAUUGAGCAAUUAACUCUCUGCAUAAGCAAUGUGUAAAUGCCCCAAAUAUCCAAUAUAUUUGCACAGAAUAGGCCUAAACCUUCUCAUAUGGGGCAUAUGGUUAAAACAAAUCCACAUACAGUUGAUUGUAUGAGCCAUUUCAUAUCAUUGAAGUCAUUAUUUUUAACAGUUAACUUAAUGAUACAUGGACAGUUUUAAAACAAGAAGAUAUUCUCAAAAUGCUUUUGUAAAUCAGUUUUUCCCCUCAUUUGUUUUUGUUUUUUUACCAGUUGCUGUAGUGUGAUUUCCUGUAAAGUGCUUCCUUUUUUGUGAGUAAAACCUCUGUGGGUUUCUUUGUUUA